Messenger RNA from Formica exsecta, 2752 nucleotides. It is a transcript of the gene Alg2, whose product is annotated as alpha-1,3/1,6-mannosyltransferase ALG2. Bases 874 to 2094 code for a protein of 406 amino acids. Gene Ontology annotation, molecular function: GDP-Man:Man(1)GlcNAc(2)-PP-Dol alpha-1,3-mannosyltransferase activity; alpha-1,3-mannosyltransferase activity. NCBI's taxonomy places the organism in Eukaryota, Metazoa, Arthropoda, Insecta, Hymenoptera, Formicidae. The transcript has 2 exons. The record is from RefSeq and is a predicted model, not a curated record.
UUUAAAAAUGGCAACUCUUGUUUCCCUUCAACAGAUUAUCAGUGUCUUUGAUCAUUUAUUAACAAUAAAAAUUAAGUUCCCAGGAAUUGUUUAUUAACAAACUCAUUCGUGUAACUACAUAACCGCUAUCCGUAAUCCGUAACUACAUAACUAUUCGUUAAAUGACAAGCAGUGACAAGAAAACACCCUAAACCAUAUGAUAAGUUAGCAUACACAUCGAUCGAUGCUUAGGGAUUUUUACUAUAUUGAACGCGAUUAACCAAUCAGAUGAGAAUCUGUGUCCAAUCGGGACGUGGGAAACGGUUCUAUAUUGGGUUCGAUAUCAAACGUAAUAUCCAAUAGGAGAGUUUAUUUUCUAGGGACAAAAAUGUUGUUGGACACUAUUGGAUAUAUCAAACUUACGUCGAAUACAAUGUAAAAAUAUGCCAUAAUAUGAAAAAAUGCAUCGUGCGUAUUAACCUUGCAAAAUGCAAUAGAUGUUUCUAAAAUAUUUAGAAAUCCUAAAUCUUUUUUAUCACAGCUACAAGUCGUUUUUAUGAAACAAAUAGAAACAGAUCUGCAAAUCUUUCUGUAUUAUAUAGACGUAACGAAAAUUAUAACAUAAUAGCACAAUAAAUUAAAUAAUGAUUUGUGAAUAAACUGUCCAAUAUGUAAAUAUUAUUUGACGUUGCUCGGAUGAAAUAACGGAAUAACCUGAUAGCGCUACAGGCUGCAGCUACAGGUAGCGCCAUAUCCGGCGUGCAGCGAUAAAAAUCCAUCACCGGCGGUGACCGGUAAAAUGCGAAUACAGUUAUUUGCCUCGCGAUAAUUUUAUACUUUCCGAUAAAUGUACUGUGACGACGGCCGUUUACCGGAUCGUCAUUUGCGAACACGAUGACACGCAUUACGUUUCUGCAUCCUGAUCUCGGUAUCGGCGGCGCAGAGAGACUGGUCGUCGACGCCGCUCUGGCUUUGAAGAAGAACGGACACGACGUGAAUUUCGUGACAACUCAUCAUGACCCGGACCAUUGUUUCUCAGAGACCAGAGAUGGUACAAUUCCUGUCACCGUCGUGGGCAACUGGUUACCUAGACACAUCCUGGGCAGAUUCUACGCUCUCUGUGCCUACAUACGUAUGAUAUAUGCAGCUAGCUACAUAAUAUUUUCCGAUCGACGACCGGAAGUUGUCUUCUGCGACUUGGUGUCCAUCUGCAUACCCGUUCUUCGACUGCGCAUUCCGUACAUAAUAUUUUACUGCCAUCAUCCGGAUCAGCUGCUCUCGCAACCUGGUGGCUAUGGCAAACAGCUAUAUCGCAUGCCAUUGAAUUAUCUGGAAGAGAUUACAACUGGCAUGGCACAUAAAGUAUUUGUAAAUAGCAUUUAUACAGGCAAUGUGUUUCGAAGCACAUUCAAGAGAUUACACAUUGAACCCGAAGUUUUGUAUCCUUCUAUUAAUACAGAUUUUUUCGACAAGACAAGAAUAGUAUCUCUAGAGAGGGUACUCGAUAAGAAAUUACCAAAUGACAGUAUUGUACUAUUAUCGAUCAAUAGGUACGAGCGUAAGAAAAUGUUGUCACUUGCAAUAGAGGCUCUUGCAGAAUUAGAAAAAUUAUUAACGAAAGAAGUAUAUAAAAGGGUGUAUUUGAUUAUGGCUGGUGGAUAUGACAAGAGAGUAGAGGAGAAUGUCGAGUACCAUUUGGAAUUAAUAGGACUCGCGGAUGAGUUACAUGUAACAGAUAAAGUGAUGUUCUUACGUUCACCUUCUGACAUUGAUAAAGUUUCCAUACUUCAUCAUUGUAAAAUUGUAAUAUACACACCACCAAACGAGCACUUUGGGAUAGUACCCUUAGAAGCGAUGUAUGUAGGCAAGCCGGUAAUUGCUCACAAAUCCGGCGGUCCAAUGGAAUCGAUAGUUUCUGGAGAAACUGGUUUUCUUGUCGAUUUAUCUGCCGAGGCCUUUGCUUCAAAAAUUUCUUUUCUCAUCACAAAUCCGGAUCGUGUUGAAGACUUUGGUAGAUCUGGUAAAGACAGAUUUCUAAGAACAUUCAGUUUUGCUGCGUUUAAUGUUCACUUGAAUAAAGCGAUAGAUGACUUAAUUACCAAAAAAACAAAAUAAUGUUAUUCGGGAGGAAUUAAACGAUCCUUCUCAAUUUUUUUGCACAAUAUCAAACAUAUUUGGAAUGGCUAUUUGAUAAAAAUGAUAUUAAAAUAUUAAAAAAUUAAAGUAUCAUUUUUCAGGGCAUAUUUAUAAUGUUAUGUUCUACAUUAAUCAAAUGAUUAAUGAUUUUUUUGAUUAGAAAUUACAUUUUAUACUGGAUUAUAGCUUAAGUUUGUAUGUUUAGUUUGUUUUAUUAUAUCCUAUAUGGGAAUAUAAUUUGUUACGGUUUGUAUGUAAAUUAUUAUAUAAAUAAUUACUAAAAAUAUAUAUACAGAAUAUUCAUAUAUAUACCAAUGUUUGUAAUAUUUGGCCUUGUUAAAUAUUUUAUUUUUAUGUUGUCUAGUGUUUUAAUUGUAUCUAUUUUUGGUUUUUCUCUUCAUUCUUCUAUUAAAAUUCCAAUGCCCUUAAUCUAUUGUAAAGUAAGUAAAACGUAUUUACUGAAUAAGGCACAAAUCUGAAAAUUACCUGUUCAACUGCAAUGUCUUUAUCAAGUCAUAUACCUAAUCAGUUUCAUACAGAAGCAUUUUAAAUCUCACAUAAUCCAAAGGCUCGAGUAUACAUUCAAAUUUUACAUGUAUUGAAAUAGAAAUUGUUAAAAUAAAUAGAAAUCAUAUCG